CUAUUUAGUAACGCGUCAAUUUGGCGCGAGAGAGGUUGGUAGUGUUGUAUUUCGAAGUGGUGCCCGAAAAGCGCGCGCAAUUUAUUAUCGCAUCGUAAAUUAAAUUUCAAAAUACAUGUAGACAAAGACAUUACAUACCAAAUUUAAAUAUUUUUUUAUAUUUUAUAAAUUGGAUUAAAAUCCAGAUUGUGUAUCUUGUUAUUUAAAUUAAAUUGUAGAAAAUAAAAUUCAUUGUUCAGUGAUACCUGUGCGUUUUAUAAAAUCUGUGAUUACAAAACUGUUUUAACCCGGAAGAAAAUGGAGUGACUAUAUUAGACAGACAAUAAUACUACAAGAUGGCAGAAGAGUGUUGAUGUGCCAGUAUGGCGGGCAGCGAUGGCAGGAUGGCCAUGCGGUGGUGGUGGCGAGUGUUGUUGGUGGUCGCCUCCGUGGGCCAGGUCCACUCACAAGAUAUAUCGGCGUGCUGUAGCAAAGCGGAGAGCACCUGUCGCAGUGUCUGCGAGAAGAUGUCGAGAAUAUCAUCCGACUCCAGCAUGCGAGAGGACCGGAUACAAAACAUUUACAAGUUCUGUCCACCUCAGUCGAUUGAGUUUUGGAUCUGCAUGAACCAUACAAUUCAAGAAAUAGUAACUGGGUUAGGGUGGUGGGGGAAAGGAUGCUGUCAAAUCGGCACGUCAACAGCAUGCCGACAUGCCUGUGCGACGGCUAAGGACGCCAGUCCUUUGAGAGAGGCCUGCAGGCAGUCUGAUGAAAUUGCCUUGUUUGACUGCGUGCAGAGCCAGGAGAAGGCGCAAUCUUGCUGCUCUCAAGCUGAUUCUCUGAAUUGUUUCGACGCGUGUCAGAAAGUGCUUUGGCGCGUGGGACAAGCCCGAGUUGACGUUGGCGCGAAGGAGAGAGCCGUGGAGGCCUGCGAGAGAAGCCCUGAGUUAUUGCGGUGUUUGGAUAACAUGACCGCGCCUACUGAGCAGAUUGAUGCUUCUAAAUAUUUACCAUGUUGUUCGGAGACAUCGAACUCUGAAUGCAAGUCAGCGUGCACGACAGUGCUACGGCGCACGAAUGACGACAUGGAGAUAGCUGAGGUGUUGCAACAGAAAUGUGGGCAACCUUCACUCCACAACCACAAGAACAAUGAUGCUUUUUGGCAGUGUUUUCUUAUGAAGGACGACCCACCGAAUACCAUUGAUAAAUUGCCGCAUGCUGCUGAUAAACUUCAUUGUUGUAAAAAGGCGGUCACAAUAAAUUGUCGCAACCUAUGCUUAGAUGCAUUCAAUGUUGAUGUGGGAAUGCAGAAGUGGAAGAAAUUUGAUGCAGAGUGUCUGGCCGAGCCACAGGAGGUUGUUCUUGCGGAGUGCAUUGAAGAAAUCGAAUUUCCGUGCUCCCUGGGAUGCAGUGGCAUGACAUAUUGCAGUCAUCUGAACAAUCAUAACAGCAACUUCUUCAGGUUUUGCUCCACUUCAGCCGACUUCAACUCUCACUUGGAAGUCGCUAGUCAAAGAUCUAGUGGAUUUGUGACCGUGUCGGGGUAUAAAUUGAUGUUGAAGCAGAAUACGACACAGCUAUCUUCAGACUUGUGGAAGACGGUCAGCUGCGCGCUCAAUGUGAAGCCAUGUACGCCAAGGGGCCUGAGCAGCCUGGUGUGCCUGGAGGAGUGCGUGCGGCUGGUGGCGGGCAGCGUGGAGUGGGCGCGCGCGCCGGCCGCGCUGUCGGCGCGCGCGCUGUGCUCGCGUCUCGCGCCGCGCGACCCGCGCGCGCCCUGUGUGCCGCUCGCCGCCUACACCGCGCCCAGUACUGAAGCCCCUUUGCUGACAGCUCGCGAGAUGGUAACGUCGCCAUGCAGCAAGCAGUCUUGUCCCGCGGGCCAGAUGUGUGUGGUUGAUAGAAACUGUGGCCCUGAGGAGCACUGCCGAAGGUUUAGCUGCGUUGAUGGCUGUCGAUUAGGAGACCGAACUGACUACGUUGUUCCCAUCGGAUCUUAUGUCAGGGUUCCUUCGCCGGGGCCAGCGCAGAAGGACUGCUACAAGAUCUGUCGCUGCACCAACAAGGGGCUGGGUGAUUGUCAACCACUGCCGUGUGUGGCUAUGGAUGAUUGCAGACUGCAUGAUAAGGUGGUUAAGCAAGGAGAGAAAUACUACUUGGAGUGCAACCAGUGCGCGUGCGUGUUCGGCGAGCGCGUGUGCGCGCGGCGCGCGUGUUCCGCCUCCCCCGCGCCCCCACCCGCCCGCUUGCCCUGCGCCUGCCCCCCGCACCACAUGCCCGUGCGCGCCCGCCACACGCUGUAUCCUAAUCUAUGUCUCGCCAAAUGCGCGGGGGCAACAGACGCGGAGAUAGAGUUCGGUUCGCGAGCAGAAUGCUCGGACGCGUCAUGCUCGCGGCGACUCGCGUGUCUGCCGCGACCGAACGUGUGUCUCUCGCGGCUGCAGACCUCGUGUCCGCAACAUGUUUGUGUGAACACAAGCGAGUGCUCCCGACAGCCGCCGCGGCCGGUGUGCGGCGCGGACGGGCGCUCGCGCGCGAGCCCGUGCGCGCUGUUGGCCGGCGGCGCGCGUCUCGCCUACUGGGGGCCUUGUCUCGCGAGGUGCGACGCGGCUGGCAUAGUUUGUGGUGUCAACGGUGUGACGUACAUAUCAGAAUGCGCAGCGUGGGCGGAGUUUGUCACCAUGGACUACAAGGGGCCGUGCUUAGCUGUAGGGCUCAUAUCCGAUGCCAUGGAACAAAAAUGCACAAUUGACAGAAUCCUUUGUCCACCGUUGAAGAAAGAAGGUUGCAAAGGUUUCACUGCUCCAGGUGCUUGCUGUCCAAAAUGCGGAGGAGCAGUCAGAAUCUUAUAUUCUAAGAAACAAAUAGACAGAGCCUUAUACGGCACGAAUAUUUCUGCAUCGGCUAUAAAUCUACACAAUAUACUAAAAGCGCUAGAAAGACACGUGACAAUAGCCGAGUGCGCUCUUAGAGGAUAUUUGACAAUAGAAACAGAAAUAUUCAUAAGUGUGGAGACUUUAUUACAAGACCCGACUGAUUUACAGUUGCACAUCUGUGUGUUAGAAGCUGAAAAAUUGGCUGAUAUGAUUAAUAAGGAGAGUGUUGUGAUGUCAAUAGAUUUAGGUUUAAGUGCUCUUUCGUAUGCUAUACCAGUGCAUACAUAUCCUAACAGUGGAGUGACCGGAGCAUUGUCUAUUACUUUAACUUUGUUUUCGUACUUAAUAGUUUAUGUUCUCAGAUAAAAGUAAGGAAAUCAAUUUUGUGUUUAAGAUAGAUAAGAUAUAUUAUGUAAAAUGUAAAUACAAGAACUUAAUAAUGAUUACCAAAUAGGUGCCUAGUAGUGCCAUUAUGCAAAUGUAUCCAAAUUGAUUUGCGUGGAACUAAGAAUUGAUUGUGAGUUCAAUGUGCCAUGUCAUUUAAGUCCCAGUGUCAUAAUUAUUUAGCUUCUCAUGUAUUAAUAAUACUUAUUGACUGAUAAUGAGCUAUACAGAAUAAUUUUAAAAAAAGACAAGUAGUCUGAUUACCAAAUGAUAAUAAUAGAAUAAUUUGUUAAAUGUAUUGUUGAUUUAAAUAUUUUAAGUUUUAUACAAAAGGAAAUAUAUGUACAUUACGGGCUAAGAGCUGAGUUUAUCAAA
Messenger RNA from Plodia interpunctella (Indianmeal moth), 3611 nucleotides. It is a transcript of the gene Reck, whose product is annotated as Reversion-inducing-cysteine-rich protein with kazal motifs. The coding region runs from base 363 to 3218 and encodes 951 amino acids. Gene Ontology annotation, cellular component: plasma membrane. Gene Ontology annotation, biological process: extracellular matrix organization. The transcript is spliced from 18 exons. The record is from RefSeq and is a predicted model, not a curated record. Gene Ontology annotation, molecular function: metalloendopeptidase inhibitor activity; protein binding. Lineage: Eukaryota; Metazoa; Arthropoda; Insecta; Lepidoptera; Pyralidae.